This is a messenger RNA of Balaenoptera musculus (blue whale), 4557 nucleotides long. RefSeq names its product kinectin 1 (gene KTN1). Gene Ontology annotation, molecular function: kinesin binding. The coding region runs from base 167 to 4075 and encodes 1302 amino acids. The record is from RefSeq and is a predicted model, not a curated record. Gene Ontology annotation, cellular component: endoplasmic reticulum membrane. The transcript is spliced from 42 exons. Gene Ontology annotation, biological process: microtubule-based movement; protein transport. Lineage: Eukaryota; Metazoa; Chordata; Mammalia; Artiodactyla; Balaenopteridae.
GAAACCGCCCGUUUCCUGCCGGGAGGCGCGACGGCACCUGAGAUACUGCGGCGGCGGCGGCCACUCGGAGCGGGCGGCUCGGGCUGUACUGCCGGUGCCGCCGCGUCUUUCCGGUAUCCUUCCUCGGCCGCGCAGGGUUUUAUAGGAUCACAUUAACAAAAGCACCAUGGAGUUUUAUGAGUCAACAUAUUUUAUUGUUCUUAUUCCUUCAGUAGUUAUUACAGUAAUUUUCCUCUUCUUCUGGCUUUUCAUGAAAGAAACAUUAUAUGAUGAAGUUCUUGCAAAACAGAAAAGAGAACAAAAGCUUAUUCCUACCAAAACAGAUAAAAAGAAGGCAGAAAAGAAAAAGAAUAAAAAGAAAGAACUCCAAAAUGGGAACCUCCAUGAAUCUGAUUCUGAGAGUGUACCCCGGGACUUUAAAUUAUCUGAUGCCUUGGCUGUGGAAGAUGAGCAAGUUGUACCUGUUCCACUGAAUGUGGUUGAAAGUUCAAGUAGUGUUAGAGAAAGAAAGAAGAAGGAAAAGAAACACAAGCCUGUACUAGAAGAGCAGGUCACCAAAGAAAGUGAUGUAUCAAAGAUUCCAUGCAAAAAAGUGGAACCUGUCCCAGUUACUAAACAGCCCACCCCCCCCUUGGAAGCAGCUGCCUCAAAGAAGAAACCAGGGCAGAAGAAGUCUAAAAAUGGAAGCGACGAACAGGAUAAAAAGGUGGAACCUCUUAUGGCACCGUCAAAAAAGCAAGAAUCAUUACCCCUGCAUCAAGAGACUAAACAAGAAGGUGGAUCAGGAAAGAAGAAGGUUUCAUCAAAGAAGCAAAAGACUGAAAACGUCUUGGUAGAUGAACCCCUUAUUCAUGCAACAACUUAUAUUCCUUUGAUGGAUAAUGCUGAUUCAAAUCCUGUGGUGGAUAAGAGAGAGGUUAUUGAUGUGAUUAAACCUGACCAAGUAGAAGGAAUUCAGAAAACAGGGGCUAAAAAACUGAAGAUUGAAGCUGAUAAAGAGAAUGCUGAAGUAAAAUUUAAAGAUUUUCUUCUGUCCUUGAAGACUAUGAUGUUUUCUGAAGAUGAGGCCCUUUGUGUUGUAGACCUGCUAAAGGAAAAGUCUGGUGUGAUACAGGAUGCUUUAAAGAAGUCAAAUAAAGGAGAGUUGACUGCACUUGUACAUCAGCUGCAAGAAAAAGACAAGUUACUUACUGCUCUGAAGGAAGAUGCUGCUGCUGUGAAGGAUCGGUGUAAGCAGUUAACCCAGGAAAUGAUGGCAGAGAAAGAAAGAAGCAAUGUGGUUAUAGCAAGGAUGAAAGAUCGGAUUGGAACAUUAGAAAAGGAGCAUAAUGUGUUUCAAAACAAAAUGCAUGUCAGUUAUCAAGAGACUCAACAGAUGCAGAUGAAGUUCCAGCAAGUUCGUGAGCAGAUGGAGGCGGAGAUAGCUCAUUUGAAGCAGGAAAAUGGCAUACUGAGAGAUGCUGUCAGCAACACUACAAACCAGCUAGAAAGCAAGCAGUCUGCUGAACUAAAUAAACUGCGCCAGGAUUAUGCUAGGUUGGUCAAUGAGCUGACGGAGAAAACAGGAAAGCUACAGCAAGAGGAAGUCCAAAAGAAGAAUGCUGAGCAGGCAGUUACUCAGUUGAAGGUUCAACUGCAAGAAGCUGAGAGAAGGUGGGAAGAAGUCCAGAGCUAUAUCAGGAAGAGAACAGCAGAGCAUGAAGCAGCUCAGCAAGAUUUACAGAGUAAAUUUGUGGCCAAAGAAAAUGAAGUACAGAGUCUGCAUAGUAAGCUUACAGAUACCUUGGUAUCAAAACAACAGUUGGAGCAAAGGCUAAUGCAGUUAAUGGAAUCGGAGCAAAAAAGGGUGAACAAAGAAGAGUCUCUACAAAUGCAAGUUCAGGAUAUUUUGGAGCAGAAUGAGGCUUUAAAAGCUCAAAUUCAACAAUUCCAUUCCCAGAUAGCAGCCCAGACAUCCGCUUCAGCUCUAGCAGAAGAGUUACAUAAAGUGAUCGCAGAAAAGGAUAAGCAGAUAAAACAGACUGAAGAUUCUUUAGCAAAUGAACAUGAUCAUUUAGCAAGUAAAGAGGAGGAACUUAAGGAUAUACAGAAUAUGAAUUUCUUAUUAAAAGCUGAAGUGCAAAAAUUACAGGCCCUGGCAAAUGAACAGGCUGCUGCUGCACAUGAACUGGAGAAGAUGCAAAAAAGUAUUCAUGUUAAGGAUGAUAAAAUAAGAUUGCUUGAAGAGCAGCUACAAUGUGAAAUUUCAAACAAAAUGGAAGAAUUUAAGAUUCUAAAUGACCAAAACAAAGCAUUACAAUUAGAAGUUCAGAAGCUACAGACUCUUGUUUCUGAACAGCCUAAUAAAGAUGUUUUGGAGCAAAUGGAAAGAUGCAUUCAAGAAAAAGAUGAGAAGUUGAAGACUGUAGAAGAAUUACUUGAAACUGGACUUAUUCAGGUGGCCACUAAAGAGGAAGAACUGAAUGCAAUAAGAACAGAAAAUUCAUCUCUGACAAAAGAAGUUCAAGACUUAAAGGCCAAGCAAAAUGAUCAGGUUUCCUUUGCAUCUCUAGUUGAAGAACUUAAGAAAGUGAUCCAUGAAAAAGAUGGAAAGAUCAAGUCUGUGGAAGAGCUUCUGGAAGCUGAACUUCUCAAAGUUGCUAAUAAGGAGAAAACUAUUCAGGAUUUGAAACAGGAAAUAGAGGCUCUAAAAGAAGAAAUAGGAAAUAUCCAGCUUGAAAAGGCUCAACAGUUAUCUAUCACUUCUCAAGUUCAAGAACUUCAGAACUUAUUAAAAGGAAAGGAGGAACAGAUGAAUACCAUGAAGACUGUUUUAGAAGAGAAGGAGAAAGACCUAGCCAAUAGAGGGAAAUGGUUACAGGAUCUUCAAGAAGAAAAUGAAUCUUUGAAAGCUCACGUUCAGGAGGUAGCACAACAUAACUUGCGAGAGGCAUGUUCUGCCUCACGAUUUGAAGAACUUGAGAUUGUGUUGAAAGAAAAGGAAAAUGAAAUGAAGAGAUUAGAAACUGUGCUGAAAGAAAGGGAGAGUGAUCUUUCUAGAAAAACAAAGCUGUUACAGGAAGCACAAGAUGAAAACAAAUUGUUUAAAUCCCAAAUUGAGGAGCUUAAGCAGCAGAACUACCAACAGGCAUCUUCUUUUCCCCCUCAUGAAGAACUAUUAAAAGUAAUUUCAGAAAGAGAGAAAGAAAUAACUGGUCUCCAGAAUGAGUUAGCUUCUUUGAAGGAUGCUGUUGAACACCAGAGGAAGAAAAACAAUGACCUUCGGGAGAAAAACUGGGAAGCAAUGGAAGCAUUGGCAUCAACUGAAAAAAUGCUGCAGGACAAAGUGAACAAGACUUCCAAGGAAAGACAACAGCAUGUGGAAGCUGUUGAGUUAGAAGCUAAAGAAGUUCUCAAAAAAUUAUUUCCAAAGGUGUCUGUACCUUCUAAUUUGGUUUUAGAGCACAAGUUGAAAGAAGCUGAUGAAAUGCACACAUUGUUACAGCUAGAGUGUGAAAAAUACAAAUCCGUCCUUGCAGAAACAGAAGGAAUUUUACAGAAACUACAGAGAAGUGUGGAGCAAGAAGAGAAUAAAUGGAAAGUUAAGGUCGAUGAAUCACAAAAGACUAUUAAACAGAUGCAAUUGUCAUUCACAUCUUCGGAGCAAGAGCUAGAGCGAUUAAGAAGAGAAAGUAAAGAUAUUGAAAAUCUGAGAAGAGAACGAGAGCAUUUGGAAAUGGAGCUAGAGAAGGCAGAAAUGGAACGAUCUACCUAUGUUACGGAAGUCAGAGAGUUAAAGAAGCAGUUAAAUGAAACACUUUCAAAACUUAGAACUGAACAAAGUGAAAGACAGAAGGUAGCUGGUGACUUGCAUAAGGCUCAACAGUCACUGGAUCUUAUCCAGUCAAAAAUAGUAAAAGCUGCUGGAGACACUACUGUUAUUGAGAAUAGUGAUGUUUCCCCAGAAACGGAGUCUUCUGAGAAGGAGACAAUGUCUGUAAGUCUAAAUCAGACUGUAACACAGUUACAGCAGUUACUUCAGGCAGUAAACCAACAGCUCACAAAGGAGAAAGAACACUAUCAGGUAUUAGAGUGAAGUAAUUGGGAAACUGUUCAUUCAAGGAUAACAGAAGGCAUUGUAUUAUAUUUUGCCAAAUUAAAGCCUUAUUUAUGUUUUCACCCUUUCUACUUUGUCAGAAACACUGAACAGAGUUUUGUCUUUUCUAAUCCUUGUUAGACUACUGAUUUAAAGAGAGAGAAAAAAAAGCCAACUCUGUAGACACCUUCAGAGUUUAGUUUUAUAAUAAAAACUGUUUGAAUAAUUAGACCUUUACAUUCCUGAAAAUAAAAUAAACAUGUAAUCUUUUAUCUUAUUUUGCUCAAUAAAAUUGUUCAGAAAAUCAAAAGUGGUAAAGACAAUGUAAAAUUUAACAUUUUAAUACUGAUGUUGUACACUGUUUUACUUAACAUUUUGGGGAGCAACUGCCUCUGACUUCAACUCAAGAAAACACUUUUUGUUGCUAAUGUAAUCGGUUUUUGUAAUGAUGUCAGCAAAUAAAGGGAUGCUUAUUAUUCAAA